GGCCACAACUUCAGCUGAGGAACUUGGCACGGCCAGCUUGGGACCCAGGACCCUAACGUGUAGCAGAGGCGCUGUGUUUGGAAGUCCCGCUAUCACGGCCCCCCCAGAUGGGGCCUGGACGAUGCCUCCUGACGGCCUUGUUGCUUCUGGCCCUGGCGCCACCGCCGGAAGCCUCCCAGUACUGCGGCCGCCUUGAAUACUGGAACCCAGACAACAAGUGCUGCAGCAGCUGCCUGCAACGCUUCGGGCCGCCCCCCUGCCCGGACUACGAGUUCCGGGAAAACUGCGGACUCAAUGACCAAGGCGAUUUCGUAACGCCCCCGUUCCGAGAGUGUUCUUCUGGGCAGUGCAACCCCGACGGCGCGGAGCUAUGUAGCCCCUGCGGCGGCGGAGCCGUGACCCCUACUCCCGCCGCGGGCGGGGGCAGAACCCCGUGGCGCUGCAGAGAGAGGCCGGUCCCUGCCAAGGGGCACUGUCCCCUCACACCUGGAAACCCAGGCGCCCCCAGCUCCCAGGAGCGCAGCUCACCAGCAAGUUCCAUUGCCUGGAGGACCCCUGAGCCUGUCCCUCAGCAGGCCUGGCCGAAUUUCCUUCCGCUCGUGGUGCUGCUGGUCCUGCUCCUGACCUUGGCGGUGAUAGCGAUCCUCCUGUUUAUUCUGCUCUGGCAUCUCUGCUGGCCCAAGGAGAAAGCCGACCCCUAUCCCUAUCCUGGCUUGGUCUGCGGAGUCCCCAACACCCACACCCCUUCCUCCUCGCAUCUGUCCUCCCCAGGCGCCCUGGAGACAGGGGACACAUGGAAGGAGGCCUCACUACUUCCACUCCUGAGCAGGGAACUGUCCAGUCUGGCGUCACAACCCCUGUCUCGCCUCCUGGAUGAGCUGGAGGUGCUGGAAGAGCUGAUUGUACUGCUGGACCCUGAGCCUGGGCCAGGUGGGGGCAUGGCCCAUGGCACUACUCGACACCUGGCCGCAAGAUAUGGGCUGCCUGCUGCCUGGUCCACCUUUGCCUAUUCGCUGAGGCCGAGUCGCUCGCCGCUGCGGGCUCUGAUUGAGAUGGUGGUGGCAAGGGAGCCCUCUGCCUCCCUGGGCCAGCUUGGCACACACCUCGCCCAGCUAGGGCGGGCAGAUGCAUUGCGGGUGCUGUCCAAGCUUGGCUCAUCUGGGGUUUGCUGGGCUUAACACCCAAUAAAGAACUUUGCUGACUACUAA
Gorilla gorilla gorilla (western lowland gorilla) is the source of this 1208-nucleotide messenger RNA. It is a transcript of the gene IGFLR1, whose product is annotated as IGF like family receptor 1. The transcript is spliced from 5 exons. Lineage: Eukaryota; Metazoa; Chordata; Mammalia; Primates; Hominidae. Gene Ontology annotation, cellular component: plasma membrane. The record is from RefSeq and is a predicted model, not a curated record. The coding region runs from base 108 to 1178 and encodes 356 amino acids.